AUGAUUGCUUUGGUCCAGUUGUCAUCGACAAAUGUGAAGUCAGAAAAUCUCAAAAUUGUAAAGGACCUUGUGACAAAAGCGGCAAGUAAUGGGGCGAAGAUGGUAUUUCUACCGGAGGCUCCUGAUUAUAUUGGAACAUCUGGAGAGGAGACUAGUGAAUUGGCUGAAAGCUUCGAUGGACCCUUCUUUACAGCACUCCGCAAUCUUUCUGUGCAGUUAAAAGUGUGGUUGAGUAUUGGUGGUUUUCACAGAAAGCCUAGUCCACUCGCACUGGAUCAGCGCCUACUUAAUACUCACAUAAUUUUGAAUGAUAGAGGUGAGGUGGAGAGUUCUAAAAAGCUCACAUUGCAGGAGUCACAGUAUAUCCAACCUGGCUCACUUGCCCCUGUUGUGGUUCGCGGAACACCAGUGGGUGAUCUUGGUUUAGCGAUUUGUUACGAUUUGAGAUUCCCCGAAUUGGCUAGUGCACUCCGUUACAAAGGUGGGGCAAAUGUUCUGGCCUAUCCGUCUGCUUUCAGUCUACCCACUGGGGAAGCCGGUCAUUGGCAUACUUUGUUGCGUGCACGAGCAAUCGAAACUCAAUGUUACGUCAUUGCUGCUGCCCAGGAUGGGGUCCAUCAUCCGAAAUUUACCUCCUACGGUCACAGCAUGGUCAUCGAUCCUUGGGGUAAAAUAAUUGCUGAGCGGACUGAGCCUGGACCUGGAAUUUUGAUGGCUCGAAUUUGUCAUCAGUUGGAGGAAGGUGUCGUUGAGCGUGGUAUCAACUACACCAAUUCUGUUCGAUCAAUGCUGCCAGUUGGUCUGAGCCGACGUCAUGAUCUCUUCCCCCUGCCGGAUGUUGGAAGCCCUAUUCCAAUCGGUACCGAGGAUUUCCAGUUUGGAAACAUCACAUUGAAAGCCGAACAAAUUUUCUAUCGCACAUCGGUCUCCAUAGCUUUAGUUAACAUAAGCCCUCUAGUGCCUGGACAUGUUCUCGUUAUUCCUGUCGAAGUUGUUGAUAGAUUUGGUUCGCUUCCCGAUGGGACGAUUGCGGAUAUGUACGCGUGUGUUAAGCGCAUUUCUGAGAAGUUGUGUGAACAUUUUGGGGCGACAAGCCUUACCAUCUCCAUACAAGAUGGGAAAGACGCCGGCCAAACUGUUCCGCAUGUUCACGUUCACGUUUUGCCCAGAAAACCAGGAGACUUUGCUAUGAAUGACGACAUCUACGCUGCGCUGCAGGCCCAUGACAAAGUCGCCAACAGAAAAUAUCGUUCAAACGAAGAAAUGGCAGUGGAAGCAAAGCUUUUUAGGUCAUUCUUUUACGACAAAUUUGGUCAACCGCUGAAGAAUUAA
Messenger RNA from Mesocestoides corti, 1332 nucleotides. NCBI's taxonomy places the organism in Eukaryota, Metazoa, Platyhelminthes, Cestoda, Cyclophyllidea, Mesocestoididae. The record is from the annotation of a GenBank genome assembly.